UCUAAUGAGUACCAAUCCUCUUCUAAUUGGAAAAAUAUCUCUCUCUUUUUUUUUCCUUUCUCUUUUCUUGUUUCUUCAUCUUCUUUUUCAUUUCAAAACUUUGUAAGACUGUCUCUCUGUUCCUCGUCCCUUUUUCUCAAUCUUUUUUUUUUUUAAUAUAAAUGGGAAUAUCGAAGAAACAUCAAGUUGGCGGAGGAUUAGACACCGAUGGGGAAAAGUGGGUGUUCGCCGAAAUUUCGAUUCGGGAGUCACUGAAGCCGGUGAAGACGAAACUCAAAAAGCCAGAGAGAGAAUCAGUCUCAGCUGAAGAAAUUUGUGUCACUCCCACGAGGAAAGAAUCAGUCUCAGCUGAAGAAAUUUGUGUCACUCCCACGAGGAAAGAAUCAACAAUUUCGGAGAAACUGAAAUGUCCCGCUGCUCCUAGGAAACGUCGACCGGUGUUGAAGUGUCGGAGCAAUGUUCGUAUAGAGUACUUUGUGCCUCCUUCAGAUUUGGAGUCGGUGUUUAUACAACGCCGUUAAUGUUAAAAAAGACUACUAAAGAGUUCUAAGUUUGGUUUUAUUUGUUUUUCCUAUGUGCUCAAGUCAUUUUUUACUUCAUCUUAUGUUUGGUCUGGUACAAAAGCAUUUUACUC
Camelina sativa (false flax) is the source of this 634-nucleotide messenger RNA. Lineage: Eukaryota; Viridiplantae; Streptophyta; Magnoliopsida; Brassicales; Brassicaceae. The record is from RefSeq and is a predicted model, not a curated record.